AUGACUACCCCUUUUACCGAAAUGACCAACGAUGAAAAUUGUCAAACUAUUGAUAAAAUAGUAAACAAUUUCCUCUCUCAACGUUCCGAGAAAAAUCUGAAUGCUCUCAGACUUGCUGGUGUUUCCGUUUCCGAAUUCUCGGCCGAAUUGGCGAACCAUUUGUCCACACUAAAUGAAGGUGGUAGUAUUGCCCUUGGCCGUGGAGAAAAUUUGGCCAGCAUUAGUCUAAGCAAGAGCCUCGAGAGCCUUUUCUCGACCUCAAAACCACGCGUAAUCGAAGGGCCGCCGUUGACGUGGACGAGGCUUGUUCUUUUUGCAGGUCCUAGGUUUGAGGGCUCAACGCCGCUCAAAGUUGAAGACUCUAGCGUUGAGCUGUCAGGAGACGACCUCAAACUCUUACGCUCUGGUAGGCCUUGGAGAUUUCUCUCCCCUUGGCCAGAUAGAGACGAUUGCGCGAAAGAGCUUCAAUCAAGCGAGACAGCACUGCAAGAGCUUACUGAUGUUCGGGAAAUGAUAGGCGAAGUCUUGGGACAAAUUUCCCUUGUUGAGCAACGUCUCCAGAAUCAUCACGAUUUGGUGUCUCAACUCUCUGGAAGUAGAGACCACUCUACCCACCAAAAUGGAGAUUGCUCAACCCUUGACGGUGCUCAGUUAUCUGUUCCAAAUCAAGGAGCUUUGGGUUCCGCACCGUUUGCAGAAGAAGAAAGCUCAAUUCAUCAAGAUUCACCCUCCAUCCCCACACCUAUCUAUUAUGCUAGCGAAACCCGAUCGGCUCAGCCAGUUCAUGAAGAUCCGAAUGAUCGCACUCUAUCAGAAGAUGCUAUUGCGGGGGAUUCUACUCGAUGCCAUGAUUUACGACCUGCAACCGGCGCAAGGCCAGAAUCCAGAUUACACACAUGUGACUUCAUUCAAGGUCUGAGCGAAAUUCUUGAUGAUCGAAAUAAUUCGGAAGUAAUGCGCUGGUCAGAAGAUGGGAAGUCUGUCUUGAUUGCCCAAGAAAGCAAAUUUCCUGCACACAUACUUGCAAAAAUGUCCACCAAAAGCUACCAAUCUCUUAUUCGGCGUCUUUAUUACUUUGGAUUUCACAAAACCGGAGGCGCCUACCAUCACGAUUUCUUUAUACGUGGUCAGCCUAGCUCCAUACGACCAAUUCGGGAGAUGAGUUACAGCCCUUCACUUCCUUCGCCUUUACACAAAAGUACAUCUCAAGUUGGGCCUCGGUAUAAAGUGAUCAAAAGAAAGCGGACAAGAGAUAGUGGUUACAAUUCACCCAAGGAGUAA
Messenger RNA from Penicillium antarcticum, 1281 nucleotides. RefSeq names its product heat shock factor family protein. The transcript has 3 exons. NCBI's taxonomy places the organism in Eukaryota, Fungi, Ascomycota, Eurotiomycetes, Eurotiales, Aspergillaceae. The record is from RefSeq and is a predicted model, not a curated record. Gene Ontology annotation, molecular function: DNA-binding transcription factor activity; sequence-specific DNA binding. Gene Ontology annotation, biological process: regulation of DNA-templated transcription. The coding region runs from base 1 to 1281 and encodes 426 amino acids.